CGGGUUGUUUACGUGUCCGAGGAGAGCGGGGCUUGGAGAGGUCGCAGAAGGACUGAAAGCUUGCGGAGCCGGCUCGAUUCGCACCCGCCCGGCCUCCUAGGGAGCCAGCCUGGCUUAGGCUGCAGCUUGUUUUAUUUUGGUUGUCUUUCCUUUUUCAUCUCGUUUGUCUUAAAACCCCCUCGGGGUUUCUUCGCGAUUUCCAGCCAUGGAGAUAGCGCAGCCCAGAGACCUGGAGCGGUACUUAAGCCUGGCCAAGAGGAGGCACGGGGAGCUGUGCCGGCAGAAACGGAUCUUCAACGCCAGGAACAGGAUCAUCGGGGGAGACCCAGAUGCCUGGGAUGCUCAGGUUCAUGACCAGAAGAUAAAAGAAGCAACCGAAAAAGCCAGACAUGAAACUUUUGCUGCUGAAAUGAGGCAAAAUGACAAAAUCACAUGCAUAUUAGAAGGCCGAGAAAGGAGAGAUAGGAAAAGCCUCUGUAAAGCCAUCAAUGAUUUCCAGCAGACCUUCCAGAAGCCAGAAACUCGCCGUGAAUUUGACCUAUCUGACCCCCUAGCCCUUAGGAAAGAUCUCCCAGCCAGGCAGUCGGAUAACGAUAUUCGGAAUACAGUAUCGGGAAUGCAGAAAUUCAUGGGAGAGGAUUUAAACUUCCACGAGAGGAAGAAAUUCCAGGAGGAACAAAACCGAGAAUGGUCCUUACAACAGCAGCGGGAACGGGAGAGUGCCCGUGCCCACCAAAGAUGUGCAGAGGACCUCUACUUCAAGACAAGGCUGCAGUUUGAUGAAACGGCCAAGCAUUUACAGAGUCUGGAAAGUGCCACCAGAAAGGCGGUUUGUGCAGCUGUGAAAGAAUUCAACAGGAACCAGGCCACCGAGUCAGCGGAAAGGAAGACUUGGGAGAAAAAACAAGAACAAGAAGACGACUUGGCCGAGAUCUCCAACCUGCUGCGUGGGGACCUGCUCUCCGAGAACCCGCAGCAGGCAGCCAGCUCCUUCGGGCCCCACCGCGUGGUCCCCGACCGCUGGAAGGGCAUGACCCGGGAGCAGCUGGAGCAGAUCCGUCUGGUUCAGAAGCAGCAAAUCCAGGAGAAGCUGCGGCUUCGGGAAGAAGAGUGGCAGCGAGACAGGGACUGGGACCGGCAGAGGGUGCAGAGGGCUCGCUCCACUCUGCUCGCAGAGCGGCAGCAGAAACGCCAGCAGCGGGACCUACGCCGGGCACUGGACUGCGCCAACCUCAGCCUGGCCAAGGAGCAGCGCUCGCAGAAAAAAUAUAUGGAAGAAGUCUGUACAAAUCAACCCACUGAAGGUUAUUUCACGCAAUUUAAUACAGGAAGUCGAUAGUGAAAAAGACACGGUCCUUGUCUUCUGAAUUGUUCAUGCAUAAAACGCAGCAGCCUUUUGAAGAGCCGCAUUUAUUACAAAGAAAUACACCCCGUGUUUCAGGAGUGA
Molecule: messenger RNA, 1447 nt
Organism: Prionailurus viverrinus (fishing cat)
Lineage: Eukaryota; Metazoa; Chordata; Mammalia; Carnivora; Felidae
Gene: RIBC2
Product: RIB43A domain with coiled-coils 2
Exons: 7
Coding region: 206-1339 (377 amino acids)
Source: RefSeq, a predicted model, not a curated record